Molecule: messenger RNA, 985 nt
Organism: Euleptes europaea (tarantolino)
Lineage: Eukaryota; Metazoa; Chordata; Lepidosauria; Squamata; Sphaerodactylidae
Gene: SLC25A17
Product: solute carrier family 25 member 17
Exons: 9
Coding region: 62-985 (307 amino acids)
Biological process (GO): transmembrane transport
Cellular component (GO): peroxisomal membrane
Molecular function (GO): coenzyme A transmembrane transporter activity; NAD transmembrane transporter activity; AMP transmembrane transporter activity
Source: RefSeq, a predicted model, not a curated record
CUCCUUCCCUUCAUGCAGCUGGGGAAGUUUGUAGCGGACGGAGCCCGUCGAAGGUGCUGUCAUGGCCGGGGUGCUCUCCUACGAGAGCUUGGUCCAUGCUAUGGCUGGGGCUGUGGGUAGCAUGUCAGCGAUGACCGUGUUUUUUCCUCUGGAUACAGCUAGGUUAAGACUUCAAGUUGAUGAAAAACGCAAAUCCAAGACGACACAUGCUGUUCUGUUGGAGAUAAUAAAAGAAGAAGGCCUCUUGGCUCCAUAUCGAGGGUGGUUCCCUGUCAUCUCCAGCCUUUGUUGUUCCAACUUUGUCUAUUUCUAUACAUUUAACAGUCUAAAAGCGGUGUGGGUCAAAGGUCACCAUUCCACCACAGGAAAAGAUUUGACUCUUGGGGUGGUUGCAGGUGUAGUGAAUGUAUUGUUGACUACUCCACUCUGGGUAGUGAACACCCGCCUGAAACUCCAGGGGGCAAAAUUCAGAAAUGAAGACAUUGUACCAACCAAUUACAAAGGCAUUGCAGAUGCUUUUCAUCAGAUAAUAAGGGAUGAAGGAAUCCUGGCUCUAUGGAAUGGCACUUUCCCCUCAUUGCUGUUGGUGUUCAAUCCUGCUAUACAAUUCAUGUUCUAUGAAGGGCUUAAGCGGAAAAUUUUGAAGACACAAAUGCAGCUUUCCUCACUAGAUGUAUUUGUCAUUGGAGCAAUAGCCAAAGCAAUCGCCACUACACUCACUUACCCCUUGCAGACGGUGCAGUCAAUUUUGCGGUUUGGACAUCACCGACUGAACCCAGAAAACAAGAGACUAGGCAGUCUUAAAAAUAUUCUCUACCUUCUUCAGCAGAGAAUAAAGCGCUUCGGAUUAGUAGGACUCUAUAAAGGGCUUGAAGCAAAGCUGCUGCAAACAGUCCUCACUGCUGCACUGAUGUUCCUUGUCUAUGAAAAAAUUGCUUCUGCUACAUUCACAGUCAUGCGGUUGAAGCGUCCACUGAAGCACUGA